UGAUCGUGUCAGUAGGGUAGAUGUGUGGACAGAGUUGGCAAUGGAGUUUGUUGCAGGGAUAGGUUCCUGGAUUCGUGUUUCUGUUGGAGGGUGUGAAGUUGGUGGUAUUUGCCUUAGGUUGGGUGGCUGUCUGUAAGCAAUUUCUUGCACACCUUGGGAGGCAGGCAAUUGUGAGGGAUCAUCAUCUAUGGUAGGUUGAUGAAGAUCAGGAGGGGUUUGGCUUGUCAGCUCUAAAGGUAUAGGCUUCUCUUGGUCAGCCUGGUACAUCUUCUUGACUUAAUUGACUCCCACUACUAAGGCCUGACUAUACCUGAAAGUUAGGUCAACCUAGGUGCAUUGCUACUCCGUGCAUCAUAAUUAGGUUGACUUAUGCCCCCCGCAGCUAGUUGGAUAGAAGAGAAGGGUGGAUUUUUCACACUAGUGGAAGAAGCCUUUUUAUUGCUGUAGUGAGUGUUUGUACUACACAGUGUACCUGCACUUGUGCCAUUGCAGCGCUUGUAGUGUAGACCUGUCCUUGGUCCCUGCAACUCUAUAGUUUGCAGCACUUCAUCUGCAUUCUGUGGAGGCCCUAGUUUAAACAGCAUUCCAACAUAACAGCCGUUUCCAAAACCUUGUCAACUAAGUACAAAGGUGCAAGAGUUGAAACUACAAUCUGGAGUGCUGUCUACGCUAAAAACUUCCCAUGUUGCUGAUAUUAGUGUUGACACCAGUAGGAAGUUUUUGCUGAACUUUCUUAAUGUAGACAAGGCCUAUAUCUGAGGUGUGGGUAUUGUUACUGCUAGGCACACAGAUUGCUAGGCCAACCAGCUGGGUUGGGAAUGCUGAUGAUGUCACCAGUGUGUCUGAUAUUUAGUGACUUGAUCAGUCUCAACAUUGUAGAAUCUCUGGCACAUAGUGUUGCUCACUAACAGUGCUUGAUAGGGUGGAGAACUUGUCUUUAUCCAGUCUCAUAGUUUAAGGUGGAAUACAUUAAGCUUGGCUACAUUCUUACAGAUGAAGAGAUGAGCCUAAGAUCGCUUUGAUUUGACAUCUCAGCCUCACAUCCUUUAAACAAGGUCUGUUAAGAUGAAAAUUGAACUUUAAGGUUAGCAGCAUUGUUUUGAUCCUUCUCCAUAAGUGGUACAGAGACGUCUACAGUCAGCCUCUUCUGGCUACAGGUCAGGACCUCCAAGCACCUUGCUGGGGAAAUGGGCUUCAUCUCCAUCUCUGACCUGCAAUGCCAACAACACACACCCUGCUGUAGUCACAUGACCUGGAGCACCAGGGAGUUCAAGGAAUGGGCUCACCAAGAUGAGGUCAUCGUGCCCAAACAGAGUGUUCUGCCUCGGGCUCACCUAAUCCUGAUUGGCUACCUGACAGAUGGAAGAAAGCAGGAGGGGAAAGCGAAGCUAAUGGAUGGUAACCUGUAUGUGCAAGACAACACUGGUUCAAUGCCCUGUGAGCUUCUGCAUUUUGACUUUGAGUGGCUGGAGUUACUGUUUCUCUUCCCCAGCUGGGCAUACAUACCACAUACAAGUCAGAGCUCAGCUGGAUAUGUGGAAAUCCUGGCAGAUCCUGUGCCAGUGGAUAUUCGACCAGAGAGAGUGGUGAACACCAUCCCUGUCUUCUACCCAGCAACAGCUGCACAGUUGCUGAGUACCAGGGGUGAAUAUAAGAAAAGAAUAAAGCUGAAUGUGGCAGGUGAGCUGGCCAGACUCAGCACCCUCCUGUGCAUCCACCACAAGACGUUCUUUUUCCUCUUUCUGAAGUGCUUCUCCUCAGUCUCCUGUGUCCCAGUACUGGUGCAGAAGCCUCCCCAGCUAGCUUGGCACCACAUGCUCCAGUUGGGCCAUGGCUAUGUGCUGACAGCAUUGAGUGUGUCCAGCCUGAAGGCAUCGGGACACAAGGUAUUCGUCACCAGCUUCUCCUCAUGCCUCCUGCCAUACUCUGCAGAGCAGGUAAAGGAACAGACUCUAGAAAAUGCCUGGCAUGGAGGACCACAUCGGACAGUUUCCCCUGAGGCCUCUGUGCAGCUCAGCAGCCCCCUGGAGCUGACAGAUGAGAAGUUGCCAGUGCUAGUCAAAGAGUCCAAGAUCCUGUCAUACAUGGGGACCAUCACCCAAGUACUAAAUGCCCAGGCUGGCCUCUAUGAGCUUGAUAACAAGGUCUGUCUGUGCCUUGCUUACCAGCAGCAGUUGAACUCUGCCCGUGGACUCCGACCAGGAGCAUGUGUGGAGCUCCGAGAUGUUCACCUCCUACAGAAACCCCUGGCUUCUUUCCCCUUUGUUGUCAUCCUUGGUGCCUGUCUGCAAAGCACUGUUGUUCUCAAGGGUUUUUCGAGGCUCAGCACCUUCCACCAGCUUGUAGUCUCCUCUAGAAAUCUCUACAUGCAGCUGCUCUUCCGCUUCAACCUAGGCCUGCCGCUCUAUCUGUGGCUGGUGAGCUUGUUGGAGAUGCUGGAGCAGAGAUUUUGCUGUUUCUUUGGGCGCCGGCGGCUGUUCAUCUGCUCGGGCCCUCAGAGGCCUGGAAUAGCCGAGAAGUUUCUUGUCCCCAUUCUGAAAGCUGUGGUGCCUUGUAAGGAGCGAGUGAGAGAUGUUCAUCGUGAGAUCCUAGCAGAUAUGCACCAUUGUCCCCUGCAGCAAUAUCAGCCCCUGGAGCCCCCAUGCCAGGCCCCACCUCUUUCUCUGCUGUGCUCUGUGGCUGAGCAGAGAAGCUGGGAAGCCUUUAAUCCGUCACAGCUGCUGUCCCAUUUGGAUGCCCAGCACAUGGGCACCCAGGAGCUGAAUCGCAGACUGGCUUGGUCCUAUAAUGCAUUCUCAGCAGAGAGCUUCCAACCCCGAAUGGUAUUGCUGGGAGUGCUGAGAGCUUCCUCCAGCAGCGGCUCCCUUCAGCUGCGGGACAAGAGUGAUUUGCUUCCCUGUGUAAUAUCCCACAGAGAUGGCAGUCCCUUCAGUGACACAGCUCUCAUAGGAUCCCUUUUGCAGGUGGAAGCCUACCAGCUUGUGGUGGAACGAUUUCUUCAAAGUGACUUUCCCUCCUGGGAGCAACUGUUGACUCCGGAACAUGUGAGGGGCAAAGAAACAAGGCUAUAUGUGCAAUUCUGCUUUGAAGACGUGCAGAUUCUUCAUAUGCCUGAGAGACAUGUCCAAGAGGGUCCUACAAGCAGUGACAGUCCCUUGUUGGGGAAGAAGGAUGGUCAGUGCUCAGAGGUGGAGCUGAGAUCCCCAGAGGCAAAGGUGCCAAAGCUGGAGAGGACCAGCCCAGGAGCUGGCACUGCAGAGUGCUGUGAUAGAGGCCAGAGCAGUGCCAGAGGAACCAGCUGCAUGUCCCGUCUGUUCCUGGUCACACAGAAAGAGGGGCUUAUGUCUCGCAACUACCUUCCGGCUGCAGGAGGAGAUGGAAAGGGGCAGGAUCUGCAGCUCAGCUUCCAAGUCACCGUACUCUGGAUGAGCAAACCUCAGCUCUGGAGGCAUCCCAGGGAAAUUGGGAACUUGCCAGAGCUGGAGCAGACCAACAAGGACAGCAAGGCACAACAGAGAGCGCUGCUGUUCUUUAUGGGGAGAUCACUUCGAUGGUUCCCAUUCCUGCACCCAGAUGGGCUGUACCGGCUUAUUGUGCCCCAGUGUUUGGACUUUGGGGUAUUUGAGCAGACCGGUCUCUCACCUUUAGAAGGGAGACUUUUGAACCAGUCAGGAUGCCCUUCGUAUCUACUGGUUUCAGAUACCUGGCACCUACAGCACGAGACCUGGCUCACCUGCUUGGCUCAGCCCCAGGCGAUGCCAGAGUCUGUCUGCCCCAUCCCUGCCAGCACCGUCUUCUCCAUUCCAGAGCUGCUGAGCAACAGUUUCACAGGCUCCCUUGUCUCUUUCUCUGGUGUGAUAGUGGAGCGGACGUUGUGUGCUGAAAAGUUCUCUACGCCCUGUGACAUGCGGCGGCAGAAAGGGACCCUCCUGUGUUGGGAUCACAGUGUGAAGCUGAGUGUCUCAGCUGCUCCUGGCUCCUCUGCUGUUCUGGAUGUUUACAUAGCAAGUGCCUUCCUUCAGCAUCUCUGGGGUUUGCUGCCUGGGGCCAAGAUUCUCUUCCAGAACCUGCAGCGCAAAAUCUCCAGAUUCCACAAUGUUUAUUGCACAUACAUUGCCUCCAGCUGCAUCAGCAUCCUGGCUCUACCACCUUCCUGCCUGCUCCUUUCCUCCAAUCCUGCUGGUACAGCCUUCAAGUCCCCAGCAGACACGUCCCCCACGCUGGUGGUUCUGUCCGAACUGCUGCUUCAGCCUCACAGCCUAUCCCAGGGCCAGAUUCUCUGCCACUUGUCCUGUGUCCUGGAUUUGUCCGUGCAGUGGAUCUGCUCUGACUGCAGCAGCAUCUUCAGAGAGGGGAGAUGCAGCCGACAAAGCCCGCCCUGCCCAUCACACACAGGAGUGAGUAAAGCCUUUGCCAGGAUCCUGGUAGAGGAUGGAACAGGUGAGGUUCUGGUGCUGUGCAGGAACCAGCAGGUGGCAGCGUUGUUGGGCCUGAGUCCUGCGGAGUGGAAUGUUGUGCAGAGCAGUGUGCAGAGCAGGGGCAGCAUUUUAAUUCAGCAUGGAGGUGCUGGUGCCAGGCCCUGGUGUGUGGAGGAGCCUGAAGACCCUGUCACUUGCUAUCUCAGGAACCUGUGUAGAAGCCGUGCCAUCAGCCGGCCCAUGCUGCUGGAUUUCAGCCUUGACAGGAAACCGUCAAAGAUUCCCCAGCCAGAUUCAUCGCAGCCAAGAAGGUUUCUGACUGGUGAGGUGGAGUAUAUCUCCCGAGUUGGAGCUCGACUGAGCCUAAUGUGCCUGAACAUCCAGGAGGCAGAUCCCAAAGUCUUGUGUGGUCUAACCAGCAAGAGAAUCAAAACAUGGAUCAGUCACUCAGCUUGAGAGCUGGUCUCUCACACCUGUCCAUAGGGAAGACACGAGGAAGCCUCUAAUCCAGCUUAGCAACAUGUGAGUUGUGGCUGAAACUCCAGCCUGCGGGCUGGGACUGGUGCGUUUGUUAUUGUGGCUUUGAGGUCAGUGAGUGAGGGAUGGAAUUGAUUGUGUUUCCCCUGAGUUUGGUCGCUCUGGGACUCUUGACACAUGGCCUGUUUAGGGCUAAAAAUCUGGGAGUGACAAAAGUGUUCUGCCCCUUUUAGCACUCGGCUGUGGGCUGGACACACAAGAUUGUGUAUAUUUUAUAGUAGAGUAUCUCAUGUAAAUAAGUGUUUUUAAACAAAAUUAUAAAGACUAUUAGAGGUAGAGAACUUGAGCAGAAGAGCAUUUGUACCAGGCUUGAGAGCUGAGCACAGAGUUGCUUAAACUGGCUUGUUUGCCUAAUAAACCAAACAGCAGCAAUGGGGAAAGGCACAUAAUCAAAGAUGAAAUUAGCAGCCCCAUAGAAAGUGGUUGGAAAGUCAUUUGGACCUAGAUUCAAAGGGGAUUUAGGCCUCUGUGGUGCCUGUUAUAGGCACCCUGCUACCUAGUGGUAUUCUCAGCCCCAGGCAGGCUUUCCUUGCAUUCUUUGGGGGCUGUUAGAAAGGGCUUCUUCGGCAAGCUGAGCAAGGAAAUGUAAGCAAGCCAGAAUGAAGCCCUGAGGAAGGGGGCAGACCAACUAGGUGCCCUGCUUUCAUCAACCCAUAGUUACAGUCCUGUCACUUGGAUGCCUGGAGGAGAUGCUGCUAUUCCUGGCUAUGUGUCUCAGCAAUAAAUUCACUUACAUCAAUGUACAAAGAGGUGUGAUUAGUUGGUCCGACCUUUUUAAAAGGCACGUGAACGUGAAUCGAAGCAAAGUACGCUUUGGUUUCCUGGCUUUUUCCAGUAGACUAGUCACAUGCUCCAAAAUGGCUGUUCUCUGUCAGUGUCUUACCUCUCUCCAGCUGACGUUAGACCAGUGGUCACCAACCAGUAGCUCGGGAUAUGCUGGCAGAUCUUGGAGCCUCUGACAGGUGAUCCUGACUGGUUUGGCCAAGAGGCCAUCAAGUGCCAGCACAUCAACUGCUCCUCCCUCCACUGUUGCACAUCUGCUUUUUGCCUGGGAGCUGGCCCCCUUCUCCCUUGGGAGCCUCCUGCUUGCUGUACAGAGCAGGGAAGGGAGAAGGUGGGCACUCAUGUCAGGGUGAAUCCCUUUCCCCGUCAUGAAUCCCUGCAUCCUAACCAUGCCCCAGCCCUGAGCCUCUGGAUCCAAAUUCCCUUAUGGAGCCUGAACCCCCUCUUGCACCCCAGGCUUAGCUCAGAGCCCCUCUCACACUCCAAAUCCCUUUACCCAAGACGAGAGCCUUUACCCCAACCCUCUUCACCUUCCUGGUGAAAGGGAGAGAGCAGGGACAGGGUCUUGGAGAAGGGGCAUGAAGGAGGCAGGGCAAAGGUAUUUGGCUUGAGGUAGAUCCUGAAUUGCACUUAAAUUCAAAAAAUGGUCUUGUGCUUACAAAGGUUGGCGGUCCCUGCAUUAGACAAUGCUCACAAACUGCAAAAAGACCCACUGAGGAUCUCAGAAGAGUAACUCGGUUUUUAGACUACAAUAUUAAAAACCACACACACAAAAAAGCCACACAAUAAAUCUGACUAGUAAACAUGGGAGGAGAAUUCAGAAUGCUACUGUGUGGAGCAUAUAACCAGCAUCUGCAGGUCAUUUUCCAGGGCAAUCAGAAAACAUCUCUCAUGUUUUAGGCUAAAAGGCUUGAAUAAUUGUAUGACCAAUAAAAGUGUGGAUCUGCAUACUGAUGAGGGCUGGAAGACUGUUAUUGCCA
Molecule: messenger RNA, 6718 nt
Organism: Pelodiscus sinensis (Chinese soft-shelled turtle)
Lineage: Eukaryota; Metazoa; Chordata; Testudines; Trionychidae
Source: RefSeq, a predicted model, not a curated record